Molecule: messenger RNA, 3639 nt
Organism: Onthophagus taurus
Lineage: Eukaryota; Metazoa; Arthropoda; Insecta; Coleoptera; Scarabaeidae
Product: WD repeat, SAM and U-box domain-containing protein 1
Biological process (GO): protein ubiquitination
Molecular function (GO): protein binding; ubiquitin-protein transferase activity
Source: RefSeq, a predicted model, not a curated record
CGUCGUUCGUUUCGUACGCGAACGUGCGGUUACAUCGCAGUUAGAUGCACACUGGAAAAAUAUCUCUCGUGCGCCGCACUCUCUACAUCCGAUCGACAAUCGCGACUCGCGGAUUUUUUUUCCUUUUUUUAUUCCAUUUUCGUUAUUCGUUUUCGUUAUUUCGCUCUAUAGAGAGCGGCGGCGGCGGCGGCGCAUGCUAACAUAAAAAAAAACAAAACAAAGGAAAAAAAAACAAAACACAACAAAACAAAACAAUCGUCCAACUGACUAAAAAGUCGUUUAUCUUUUGUUUAUUGCAAACUUAAACAAACGUUUUUUUUUUAAUUUCAUCGCAGUCAUCAGUUUCUAAAAGGGAUAUCGUGGAUUCAUCUACAGAUAAUUAUUAACAAAAAAGAAAAGAAAACCUAAGAAGAUCCAGUAAAUGUAUUGAUAAUGUCAUCGUCAUGUGACAAUGUCAAAAUUUUGCAACGUUUUCAAGCCCAUACCAGUGAUAUAACAAGUUGCGACUUUGCUCCCAACUUUACCUUAGUGACAGGGUCAAGCGAUAAGACAGUAAAAAUAUGGGAAUGGUUACCGGGAUCAGGCUACAAAGAAAAAAUUUUCUCGCCAUUACGCGGUCACAAGUACGGCGUAACAUGUGUCAAAGUUUCACCACAAGGGUCGAUGCUGGCAACGGCUUCAAUAGACGGUUCGGCUGUCCUUUGGAACUUACAUUCCGGCACCAAAAUAUAUACCAUGGUCCAGAUGAACGGCGAUCCGAUUCGAGUUUGUAGGUUUGCUCCUGACAGUUCCAUUUUGGCCACUGCGGGUGAUAACGGUGCCAUUUGCUUUUGGGAUUUAAUACAUCGCAGUUUAAUCCGAACUGUUUUUCAACAUGAAGGAACCACGCAAGGAUUGGCGUUUACUUCAGACUCUCAAUGGCUUAUUAGCGGGUGUAGUUUAGAAAUUUUGAAUGUUUGGUCCAUGCAGGAUAUCGGUGACACAACUAAAGACGAUGUUUGUAAUCCUGUAGCGUCUCAAGAUAAUGCGCAUGAUUUAGGUAUUUUAUGUAUCGAUGUUUCACCGCACAUAGAACACGAAGAAUCCAACCCCUUUAUAAAACACUACACUUUAGCAUCUAGUGGAAAUAGCGAUAGAAUCAACACGUGGCGAAUAACGACAUGUUCUUCAGCAAAAUUUAAAUCUGACACGAACGUUUCUGUUACAAUUGAAAAAUUAAACGAGCUAAUUGGUCAUUCCUCCGCAGUGACUUUUGUAAAAUACAACCAUACAGGGGCCUUAUUAGCAUCGUCAAGUCUUGAUAAAGUGAUUAAGAUAUGGAACUCAGCAGGAACAUGUUUGCGCGCCCUUCAAGGUCACACCCGAUACAUUAACUGUGUUUGCUUCUCGAGGGAUUCAAGGUUAAUCGCUUCAGGUUCUAAUGAUAAAAACAUCAAUGUUUGGGAUACCGAAGGACAAUUUAACAUCAAUUCGGAGUUGGUGAAGAGUUAUACUCAUUUGAUACCCUUCAUUCAAAACGGCGUUCAAGAAAGUCAAGUUAUUAGAAACGAUGAAGAAAUUAGGGAAAGUAGCGUUAUGUUAUUGGAGAAAUUUAGUGAUUUAGCUGAAGCUGCCAUUAAUUCUUGUUGUUUUUAUGGCAAUGAUUUACUUGCCAUAGGUUCAAGUGAUAAAAUUAUUAGAAUAUUUAAAGUAACCACUGGGGAUGGUUUUUUAGAAGAAGUUGAAUAUUCCCCAAUGGAAGGUCAUUCCUACUCAGUCAAUUACGUGGAGUUUUCACAAGAUGGUACUCAAUUAGCUUCUGCUUCUUUAGAUGGAUCGGCUUCAAUUUGGAAUUCCCAGACGGGUGAAAUUUUGAAUACAAUCCCUGAUAACACUUUGGGAGUAAGAAUAUCCAGGUUUUCACCUGAUGGAAGUAGAUUAUUAACAGCUGGAGAUGAUGAAAAAGCUACCAUUUGGAAUUGUGGAAAUAUGGAGAAAGUUGGAGAAUUAGAAGGUCACUUAGAUGCUGUUACCGCAGCUUGUUAUUCCCCUGACGGAAAAAUUAUAGCCACAGCUUCUAGUAAUGGAGAUUUUCGAUUAUGGAAUGGAACGGUUAAUAUUUACGUUCAAGAUGACGCCCACGACUUGGGGAUACAAUCGUGCGAUUUUUCACCUAAUUACGAACCUUUAUCAAAUGGAUUUUCAAACGAUGCUAAAAAUUAUCUUUUGGGAACGUGUGGAAAUGAUAGUUUGGUGAAAUUGUGGAGUAUAUCAAUGAAACUUAAUGUUAAUGUUGCUUAUUUGAAAGAAUUGAAAGUAAAAUGUUGGAAAACUCUGCAAGGACACGGUGGAAGUGUAAUUUACGUUAGAUUUGCAACUACCGGUGAAAUUUUAUGUUCAACAGCAACAGAUAGACAAGCUAGAAUUUGGGCGGUCUAUUCUGGCGAAUGUUUGCACGUUUUAGAUCACGAUUCAAUAGUUACAACAUGUUCUUUUAACGAAAAUUGUUCAAUGUUAGCAGUUGGUUGUCUUGAUAAAACUUUAUGGCUGUGGAAAUUACCUCAACAACUGGUAUUCCAAACUGCUGUAGCAAAUAAAAUAAAAAUCCGUACAAAAUCCGUUGUUGAUUGGACUACUUCAGACAUUUUAAAAUGGUUGGAAGAUCUAGGUCUUCAAGACCUCAAAGAUUACAUUGCUAACACCACUUUAGACGGCCAAAAACUACUAACAGUUCCAGAAGAAGACGUUUGUGUCGCUUUGGAUCUAAAAGGAGACCAAGCGGCACGAUUAAUAAGAGAAAUUAAAUGGCUAAAACAAAUGGAUUUAGAAGAUCCGAGUAUAUGGAAUAAAUCCAACGUUCCCAUUGAAUUUUUAUGUCCAAUUACUCACGAAGUAAUGCGCGAACCUGUUAAAAUUUCUGACGGAUUUACGUACGAAAAACGAGCCAUCACAGAAUGGUUUAUGGCGGGAAAAUUCACCAGUCCCAUGACAAAUGCUGUUUUAACAAACACCGAUUAUUCGUUAAAUAUCGAAUUAAGAAAUUCGAUUUAUUCGUAUUUAUGCGAUAGUCAUGAAAAUGAAGAAUAAAAAUUUAUUGAAAUAUUAGUAAUAAAGUAGAGCAUUCCUUUUUAAUUCAGGAAUUAUAUUAUAUUAUAGCGUUUUGAUUGAAAGUUGGGUUUUUCAAUCGAAGAUUACUCUUUUUUGCCAUUAUGUUAUGUGGUUAAAAAAAGCGAUAUAAUGGUUUAAAUGUUUUUAAGUGCCCUUGCACUUUAUGUGUUAAAGUAAAUGAUUGAAUUUUAAACGUCUAUAUUGGAGUAAUAUGAGUAAAAUGUUUUGUGAAUUGCUUUAAUCUAUUAACAAGUCUGUUUGCGUCGUAACAAGGAGAUACAAAGAUAAAUCCCGGUAUAAUCUGGGAUUAAAGUAAAUUUUAAUAAACAGGCGUUUAACACUAAUCGGUUUAUUUUUACACAUUAGUCGUAUACAGAGUGGCCCAAAUUCAAGUUAUGCCACAAAUUUCGAUCUCAUUUUUGAAAAUGUCUCCCAAAACCUGAAAGUUUCGUAAAGGUUAUUGUUUAUUGUAGGUGUAACAUUGUGAUUUAGAUAUUAUUAUGAAGCCUUAACUAAAACAAUAUUUAAUAAAGUAUAUACAAAAUUUGCACA